Molecule: messenger RNA, 2494 nt
Organism: Sycon ciliatum
Lineage: Eukaryota; Metazoa; Porifera; Calcarea; Leucosolenida; Sycettidae
Exons: 8
Coding region: 540-1859 (439 amino acids)
Source: RefSeq, a predicted model, not a curated record
GACGACAGACAUUUUCUGCCAGUGCUACCGAGAGAGCACCGAUUAAUACGCGACUAGACUGUCUUUGCCUUUCGCAUCGCGGAUACUCGGAUCAUCAAACCCAACACAAAGUCCUGCAUGGCCCGUACGGUCAUGACAGUACGGCCAUCAGCAUGAUGUAAUGUAAUGGCGUCACUUCGCGGCGCGCGGCCGGUAGCUAAACGUUCAUACACACGGCAGCAAAGCAAGAUCUAGAAACUGGGAGCAAGGAGCUGCUCACUCGGCGUGCUAUCUCAGCUUUUCACUCAGGAUACGAAGGAACUAAAGCUCAUCAUAGCCUGGCUUUGGUGGAGUGUGUGACUGUGGAGUUGCAUGCAUCACCAGUUUUCUGUGUCCGAGAAAUAGUAAACAUUAUUGUCCUGUAUUCCAACCAGGUAUCCUUCUUCUAGUGACGGUAGCUGCGUUCACUCUUACCAUCCGGCUGCACCCAGCAGGAAACGUCUUCAGCUCACACACCGUUCCUCAGCAAACAACUCAAGCGGACUGACUGCAUUAUCGAAAUGUACGCGGAACGCCGAGGUGAGCGCUAUGACGUCAUCGCCGUUACGAUGUGCCAGACUCUGAAAGGAGAGAGGAGAGAGGAGGCCCUGUCCCACCUGAAGCAUAUCGCGGGCUACUAUGCACGGCAACGCGAGUCAACAGUUGAAUGGCACCACCUGGAGAACACCCUGAUCAUCCCGGGCCGCAUCAAGGAGUCAGCGCGGGACGUGAUGGACAUGGACGUGACCGGAUCCACGCGAGUGCUGGGCAUGCUGUUGCUAGACGACAGUAACCGUGGUGCCAUUACGAGAACAUUCGAUAUGCAGUCCAACACUCUUCUACCUCUGUAUGACGCACUGAAGAAGAAAUGUCAUGGCCUUGUUAUCGUGAUGCAGUCGGAGAUGGAUACGCCCAAUACGGUGAUGGUCAGGUCCACUGUUACGGAAGACAGGUUAGAAGCGCAGCUCCCACCCAGUGACCUGAACGGACAGACUGGUCACGUGUUUGGCAUCUGGCAGAAGGUGACGCAAGCGCAGAGUCGCUUCUUUGCCGACCUUCUCUUCCGCGUCGACUCGCCAACGACCCCCCGACAACCCUCCAUGGAGCUGCUGCGAAGUCCAGCUCCAGUCAAUCAGGUCACAAGGUGGGUGAUGCAACGGGACAUCGGCAAGAUAAGCGAGAGGCAAAGUAUUCUCAGAUCAGAGGCCGUGCCAUCUGAGUCCCACGUUUUCAUACAUAAGUACAAUGAUAGGCAGAGACGUUCCACUCUGCUGCGCCAGCUUCGCAUCCAUUUGAUCACAAGCAAGGGAGAGAGGAACGUUGAGUACCCUAGGCAGGUACAAGUGUUCCAGGAGACUUGCAUCCCUGAUGUGGAUGUGUCCACCGUCCAGUUGCUCCCUUGGAGAGUUCCAGACAUUGCAUCCAUCGCAUCCUUGAAGCAAGAUAACAUUGACUCGAGGCUUGGGCCUUUUGGAGCGGCCAACGUGGCGAUCAUCUUGGACAGCGCUGACUUAGUGGACAAGCAGAAUCUACUGACAAAACUGCUGCACAACCUUUCAGAGUUUGACAUGGUGCUGGUUUGCGCUGCCUUUGACAGUGGCUUUCUUGAGCCUGCCCAAGACCAGAACAAGGCAGUGUCUAGCAGCCUGCUAUCACGCUGGGACAGGGUGGUAUCAGGGGAGGCAGCGGGCAAGGCCAGGCUGCUAUCUUGGUGGACCACCCCGUCGCAAGCUGUGGCCGACAAUAUCGCUAGCUCUCUGAAGGGAACAGCGACAAUUGAGGGACAAGCACUACCCAGCCCGCCAAACCAAUCGUGGUGGCGUCGCCUGAGGAAGCUAUAGGACAGCCUCACCGAUCGGGGGGGGGGGGAAGAUAGUGAUAAUUAUUGCUAGCGUUUCCAUUCUCCUAUCGAUUGUCACUGCAUUCGUCACCGUGUUUGCGUGAACACUUGUAUUAGUUCAAUAACUUUGCUUACUAGUGCUUGCCAUCUUGCUUGCCAGUGUAAGGCAUUGCUAUCGCAGAAUGUUUCAGAAUGUGAUAAUUAUGUCUUACUAAGACCGUUUAUUGCAAAUUGUUACUGGCAGAAGGACCAGGGAUGCAUCUGCUACCUUGGCCGUUGCCGAGGCCAGCUGCCCUGUAUAAUUGACUGCAAGUGGUUCCUAAAUCAGUUCCUAUUCCUCAUUGUUGCUUCUUUUUUCCCCUCUAGUUUUCUUUUUACGGUAUUAUAAUUUCACGGAGAAGGCGGAGAGCCCGAACGUGUGCAGUUUUUUUUUUAUUAUUUGCCAUGGCGACCCCCGUAAGUCCAAAUAACUGGCAGGGCAGGGUUGGGCCUUUUUCUUUCUUCUCGGAUUUGUAUCUUUUGCUGCAUGUGUGUCCAAAUCAACAAUACGCGUACUUUUUAACAUACGUUGUUUAUCUGUGUGUGUGCUUUCACGUCACUUUUGCUGCAAGAACCGAAGCUUUCUCCACUCUGCUA